AUGAUGCACAUGCAGGAGGUCCGAGAGCGUCGAUUGUUUUCCCAACACAUUCGUGAGGAUGAGAAGGACCAGGAACAGACCGAGAUGGAUCCUAUAUUAUCCAAUGCAUUGCCCAUACGACGAUCUCAACCGGAGAGUUGGGUGCGUUUUGUCAUGGAUAAAACCUGGUCAUUUACAUUCCUGAUUGUAGCAUCGUUUGGUCUCUACGAAGCCAAUUUUUUAUCGGAUUUACUAUACGCACCACAUGCCAACCGUCGUUUGAUACACUUGGGCAUUUUGUUUGGGACAUUACUUGGUGGUUUUGGCUGUUAUAUCGAAGUAUAUCGUAGCAUGGUCUUAGGGGAACGUGUCCACUAUGAUAAUGCCAAGACGGCGACACAUGGAAUGCUUGUGUCAAUGCUAUUGUCCGGAUUCUGUAUGACUAUAGGCAUGUGGCCGGUAUGGCACUGGCUUACGCUUCCUUACCUAUUUAUGUGGUCAUGGGGUGUCGUGGUGCAGUUAUUGGUAAUAUUGCCACCGGUUUUGAUCCGAGUGGUAGUUCUAUGCGCCUAUGUUUGGUUCAUGCACUCGUAUCUUGCCAUGUACCUUGUCGGAUUGCAAUGA
Peronospora belbahrii is the source of this 603-nucleotide messenger RNA. NCBI's taxonomy places the organism in Eukaryota, Oomycota, Peronosporomycetes, Peronosporales, Peronosporaceae. The record is from the annotation of a GenBank genome assembly.